Messenger RNA from Scomber japonicus (chub mackerel), 1883 nucleotides. It is a transcript of the gene micu3b, whose product is annotated as mitochondrial calcium uptake family, member 3b. Lineage: Eukaryota; Metazoa; Chordata; Actinopteri; Scombriformes; Scombridae. The transcript has 15 exons. The record is from RefSeq and is a predicted model, not a curated record. Bases 1 to 1452 code for a protein of 483 amino acids. Gene Ontology annotation, molecular function: calcium ion binding. Gene Ontology annotation, cellular component: uniplex complex. Gene Ontology annotation, biological process: mitochondrial calcium ion homeostasis; calcium import into the mitochondrion.
AUGGCUGCCCUGCGCAGGCUUAUCCGCUCGUUCACUAGCAGCUCCGCAACAGGGACGUUUACGGCGGGGAAACAAACAUUUUCAAAGACGACAAAACCACUGAAAGUUGUCGCGGCCGGAGCGUGUGUCACCGCCGUGGCCGGUGCCGCUUAUUGUUACUACUGCUCGGUGGUCGGUAGGCGCCCGGUACUGACGAGCCAUGUCGAGGCUCGACUCCUGCAUCUGACUUUACCGUCAGUUUCAGCCACCGACAAGGCUAGGAACUACGGCCUGGAUGAUGGAGACGUGUACAUGUCGUCCCAUGAAAACAGAUUCCGUCUGUUCAGUUCUGUGGAGUGUGAGGGCCAGCUUUACAUGACGCCACUCAACUUCAUCGAGUCUGUCACGCUGAGCGAACCCAAGAGUGAGUGUGCUUGGAAGUCCUUAACAAAAAAGGAAUUAGACAAGAUGCUGGCUGAUACCCCACCUGUUUGGAAAGGAUCAUCUAAUUUGUUUAGAAAUCUUCGCGAGCAAGGUGUCAUCAGCUACACGGAGUAUCUCUUCCUGCUCUGCAUUUUAACAAAGCCUCAAGCAGGAUUCAGGAUUGCUUUCAACAUGUUUGAUGCAGAUGGGAAUGAAAUGGUGGACAAGAGGGAGUUCUUAGUGCUUGAAGACAUUUUCCGUAAGAAAAAGGACAGAAAGGAAGUUACUGAAGAUGGGCAAAGAUUUGAUCAGCAGAGCCUGCAACUGUACGGUCAACGUAAAUCCCAGCCUCACAGUGUCCUUAAAAAAGACAGUCAGCAUGUGGAGGCCCGGGGCAUGUGGGAUGUUCUCAAACGCGGCACAAGUCAAGUUCUGUUUUCUGAUCUCACUGAGCACGUGGAUGAAAAAAUCGAGACAACUCUGCUGGUGCACUUCUUUGGGAAAAAAGGGAAGGCCGACUUGAAGUUUGAAGACUUUUACAAGUUCAUGGACAACUUGCAGACAGAGAUGCUUGAGAUAGAGUUCCUCUCCUACUCCAAAGGCAUGCCCACUAUCAGCGAGGAGGACUUCGCUCGGAUCCUUCUGCGCUACACCAACGUGGUCGACAUCAGCGGAUACAUGGAGAACAUUCGCCACAGUAUACCAGAUGAAAAGGGAAUCACCUUCGAGGAGUUCAGAGCUUUCUUCUUGUUCCUGAACAACCUGGAGGAUUUUACCAUCGCCAUGCAAAUGUACAACUUUGCCAACCGCUCUAUUGGUCAAGAGGAGUUUAGCCGCGCCGUCUAUGUGGCUACGGACAUCAAGCUGACCCACCACGUGGUGAACACGGUCUUCAAGAUCUUUGACGAGGAUCACGACGAUAAGCUCAGCCACAAGGAGUUCAUCGGCAUCAUGAAGGACCGGCUGCACCGCGGCAAAAGGGGCGUCAGAGUGGAGGAGAAGUUCACCUCUUUUAGGUCGUGCUUGAAGAAGACGCUUUCAGGCAAAUAGGUGAAGAUCCCAACAUCAGUGCACAUCUUACAAACUGGAUGAACUGUGCCUCCUUCAAGCUUUCUACCACGAUAGAAGAGUUAAUGCAUGUUGCAGCAUCUUAUUUCACUAUGUUUUAGUUUUACAAUAAACAGGAUGUGGUUAGCCUCAUGGGAAGCUGUUGAAAGAGGUGACCCAUGAUGAAUGUAACAAGGAAAUCCUCUUAAGUCUGUUGAGAAGAUAUUACACUAUUUAUUGAUCCAUCUACUUGUAAAUAUAUGUAUCAGUUGAUUGUUAACACUGGUUUUAUUUAUUUAUUUAUUUAUUUAAAGGCUCUACUUUGUCUUAAUACUGCUCUGCCAAUGCAAUUAUCUUUUCUGUAUAGCGGCAGCAUUGCUUAUAUACGUGUUCCUGUUGGCAGCCCCCCCCCCCCCCCCCCCUUGUACAGAUCA